Cephus cinctus (wheat stem sawfly) is the source of this 3132-nucleotide messenger RNA. It is a transcript of the gene Arl5, whose product is annotated as ADP-ribosylation factor-like protein 5B. Gene Ontology annotation, biological process: vesicle-mediated transport; protein localization to Golgi membrane; intracellular protein transport. The coding region runs from base 372 to 911 and encodes 179 amino acids. Gene Ontology annotation, cellular component: cytoplasm; trans-Golgi network. The record is from RefSeq and is a predicted model, not a curated record. NCBI's taxonomy places the organism in Eukaryota, Metazoa, Arthropoda, Insecta, Hymenoptera, Cephidae. Gene Ontology annotation, molecular function: GTPase activity; GTP binding. The transcript is spliced from 3 exons.
GAUUAGAUUAGGGCAGGUCCGUGUACCGUCUCCACUGUUUUCACACUUUUAACGACACAUUUAAACUGCUUCCAAAACUUCGUCAUAUUUAUAUGUGACUUCGCUCAACGCUUCGCAGCCGCGUCCAUCCUUCACUUCCACUUGGUCCCGCUUGUUCGUUACUUGAAAGUACGAAAUUGUACGUGUUUUCUUGUUCUGUGUCAGUCGCGAAUGGCUCGACGAACGUAACAUAACAUAAUAAACCACACUCAGUGACUAUGGGACGCCCCAGAUCCGUCGAGGCCGGAGACGUAAUUUUUAUCGCGAAGAUCACCGAGCGCUACAUUUGAGUAAACAUUGCUGCUCGACGAAAUCGAGCUUACAACGCCAAUAUGGGACUUCUUUUCUCCAAAUUAUGGAGCCUUUUUGGGAACAAAGAGCACAAAAUAGUCAUGGUUGGUUUGGACAAUGCAGGGAAGACUACGAUUCUGUAUCAGUUCUUAAUGAACGAAGUUGUUCACACGUCUCCAACUAUUGGUUCAAAUGUCGAAGAAGUUGUAUGGAAAAAUAUUCAUUUUAUAAUGUGGGAUUUGGGUGGCCAGCAGAGUCUACGAGCUGCAUGGUCAACUUAUUAUACAAACACUGAAUUUAUCAUUAUGGUGAUAGAUAGUACAGAUAGAGAGAGACUCAGUGUAAUCAGGGAAGAACUUUAUUCAAUGUUGAAUCACGAAGAACUCAGUAAAGCCAAUGUUCUAGUCUAUGCCAAUAAGCAGGAUUUGAAAGGCAGUAUGUCGGCAGCUGAAAUUUCAAGACAAUUGGAUUUAACAUCCAUCAAGAAGCAUCAGUGGCAUAUACAGAGUUGUUGUGCACUGACCGGAGAAGGUCUGUACCAGGGCUUGGAAUGGAUUGUUGGACGUCUAAAGAAAACAUGACGCACAUUGUGAACAUCGCAAGCAACUCUAACAAACUAUUACGACUGUAUAAAAAAUCCGACGAUUAGGUACCGUGCCACUUUGAUGGUUGUACAAAGUAACACAUUCUUCUAGACUUAGCUAAAUUUGGUAUGACUCUGAAAGUGUAGUUGCAUAAAUUAAUGCGGCUCUGUGGAACAUUUUACUAUGAGUGGUGGACGGGACGAAGGUCCAUUGAUACAAAAAAAAAUUUGAGAAGAAUGUGUAUGAAAGAUUUGAGAAGAUUUAAAUUUCCGAAUGAGAUGAGGCAGAGACUGAAGAAUUCUUAUGAAAUUAUUUUGUCCCUGUAAUAGUAAAUGAUCGAAUACCUCACUGUCGAUGUAGAAUUAUGUCAAAUUAUUACUACUGAUAAUGAUUUGACUUUGGCCACUUGGCUUUGAAAUAGUUAUCCCCAAUUAUUACUUUAUUACGAAUUUACGUAAUUUGCUUAGAAACAUGGAAAAUGCAACUGAACCAUUUUACCUUAAUUCGUCUACAAAUGCAUAUAUACUAUUUUCAUAUCGAGGAAAACGGGUGACGUGCAUUUCGUAGUUCGUUUCGCUUUCUUAGAGACCACUACUGAAAUUAUAUUAAUACAAUUUUGCGACAAUGCAUACAACAUUUUUAAUUGCAAUCAAUAUAAAUUCUGCUCAAAGGUAUGAAUUGAAUAUGGUUUUUCGAGUAAGCCUAGCCAACGAAGUUUAACAUGGAGAUUCUCCAUUUUACUCUUGCAAGAUACAAAUUGCUCAAGAUGGUUCUGUUGCUUUAUGAAUCCCGUCCACCUUUGAUGAUUUUGAUGACAACUUAGUAGAAAGAAAAAAUAAAAACCCGUGGACGUAUCAAGUCAAUGUAUAAACAAACGAAUCUUCUUCUUGAUCCUGUUGACUUUAUGCUCUAGAGAGCCAAGUGCCAGAAAGAAACGAAUGAAAAGUCAGUCGUACGGCUUGUUGCGCAAUUACAGAGGUAGGCAGGCAGUGUAUAUAGUUUUUAUACUUCAUCGGUGACAGUAAUCCAAUGUAAAAAGAUAAACAGACACAAGUAAUGCAUGGACGCAGGAAUACGACACAUGAAACGUAGAGACACACUAUACACAUUGGUGAUAACUAUAAAUUGCCUCAAAUUUUGAACGUCCUUGCGUGAUAAUUUAACUGAUUUAUUAGAGCUUGAUCACAUGGGAACAUCUUGUAAGACUUCAGGGACUUCAGGACAAGGUUACUCAACAAGCACGACUUAAAACUUAGACAGAAUCCAGACUACUCUGUGAUACGUGGAUUUAAGGGUGAGACAGUUGUCUGAUUUUUGUCAACGGUAUAAGGUCUGUGAAGAUAAAUUAUCAUUUACUGACUCGCGUUUUUUUUUAUUGCUCCAAAAAAAUAUAUUUCUCUUGGUAACGGAGACAACUCAUGUGAUUGUAUAUGCUGGAAGUCGAAUGACAAUGUUGUGACAGAAGUGUGAACAUUUCUUUUUUCUUUGGGUAGUGGCAUUCGAUACGAUUUCAAUUGUCAGACAGAGAAAUACAAAGCAAAAUCAAUACCUGAUUGAUUGUAGAAACCAGACAAUUGUUUCAUUAUUCUCAGCUGAGUUGUGCAAAUAUAAUGACUAAUUUUUAUGUAGCUAUAAAUACUCCCUUAGAUAAUUUUACUUGUAACUUAAAGCAUACGUGGUGAAACAUUACUAAAUAACGAAUCUAAAUAAAGUGUUAUUUUAGUAAUUGUUAAUUAAACCAUAUAAUUGACUAGUGUCAUCUAAAGCCAGAGUGAGAGGAAGAUUUACGAUUACAGAGAGAGAGAGAGAGAUAGAGAGAGAGGGCGUAGUAUUUUUUUCUCAUAUUGAGAAAAGUAAGUAAAAACGAAAAUGAGUUUUUUUAAACGAGCAUGGAAAGCUGUCAUUAUUUCUUUUAUUUGUUUCUGUCUUCCUUUUCUAUCUGUAUAUCAUCUUAUGGACAUGGCCCAGUCCUCAUAGGCAUUUACUUUACAUCCCUGUUGCAUCGAUUGAAGAAGUGAUCAAACAAGAAAGUAAAUUAUUGCAUUUUGCUUAAAAAUUAUUAAUGUAAGAUACGCAUUCCUUUUGAAUGUCCUUCGUACAGCAUUCGCGAGUUAUAAUAUGAAAACAAGCAAAGGAGUAUAUUAUGUACAAAUUUGUUAAAUGAUUUGAGGAUUGAAAUUCUGAAAUAAAAAUAAAGAAACUAUUAUCUACAGCCAAA